Molecule: messenger RNA, 3675 nt
Organism: Ipomoea nil (Japanese morning glory)
Lineage: Eukaryota; Viridiplantae; Streptophyta; Magnoliopsida; Solanales; Convolvulaceae
Product: U-box domain-containing protein 43-like
Exons: 5
Coding region: 281-3289 (1002 amino acids)
Biological process (GO): protein ubiquitination
Molecular function (GO): protein binding; ubiquitin-protein transferase activity
Source: RefSeq, a predicted model, not a curated record
CAUUAAAUUACCUUUGAAUUCCCGCGUUGACGUCUACUCUACGGUUGACUCCAUCUUCCUCUUCCUCUUCCAGAUGGGAGAAGAUGAAACAAAGUCAGUCUUCUUCAAAACCUCUGCCAUAUUUCAGUGAAUGAAUUUCCAGGGAAAACCCAAUCUCUCGCCGGAAAAAACACCCAAAUCUUGACGCCGAGGAGGCGGCCUGGCUUGGUAAAGGUGUGAACAAAACACAGAAUUUAUUCAUGCCUUUGGGGUUAUAAUUUAAUCAUUAUAUCUGCAAGUCAUGGCAAGCAAUUUAUGCAUUGAACCCUUCCCAAACCCAGAUUCGGGAAUUCUUUGUGAAACAAUUAAGGUUAUUUGUGAAACUAUAGAUGCUGCCAGUUUUGUUCCAGUACAGAAGGAAAAUUUCAAGAGAUUAUCGACUUUCUUGGAGAGAAUUGGGUUAAUCCUAAAGGAUUUAUCCAGGUUUGAAGUUAUGAGAAAUGAGAGCCUAAUCUCUGCUGUUGAGACUCUCAAACUGGAGAUUGAGGUUAUAAAGGAACUCUCAUUAGGGUGCAGAAACAGUAGUAAGAUUUAUCUCCUAUUAAAUUGCCUAAAAAUUGUCAAGUGCUUGGAGGCUAACACGAGAGAGAUUAGUCGGAUCUUAGGAAUUGUGACCUCGUGUUCUGAGAAUGUUUCAUCAGAAACAACUGAUCAGCUUAGGGGUCUUGGAAAUGAUUGUACAUUUCAAGUGUCUGUGGAGGAAGCAGAAAUCUUGGAGAAAAUCGAGUUGGGGAUACGAGAGAGGAAUACUGAUAGAUCUUACGCCAAUGAUUUGCUUAGUCGUAUUGCUGGGGCUGUGGGGAUCUUAACUUUUCACUCUGAGCUGAAGAAAGAGUUUGAAGACUUCAGGAGAGAUUUGAAAAGCAUUCGAGAUAGGAAAGAUGUGGCAGAAGCAUUACGGAUGGAACAAAUCGUUCGCCUGCUAGGAAAUGCUGACAUGAUUACUAGCACCGAGGAGAAGGAGAAGAAGUAUCUGACUAAGCGGAACUCGUUGGGCAGGCAGUUAGUGGAACCUCUUCAGUCAUUUUACUGCCCAAUUACAGGAGAUAUCAUGAUGGAUCCAGUUGAGACUACCUCGGGUCAGACUUUCGAAAAGGAAGCUAUAGAGAAGUGGUUAGUGGAAGGGAACCAUUUCUGCCCUUUAACCAAAACCCCGUUGAGCAAAUCAGAUCUUCGUCCUAACAAAACUCUUCGUCAGUCCAUUGAAGAAUGGAGGAAUAGGAACAAAAUAAUUACUAUUGCUUCUCUAAAACGAAGAAUUCAGAUGAGUGAUGAGUCAGAAACACUUGUAUCCUUAGAGACAUUACUGGAGAUCUGCCAAGGGAAUGAGCUGCAGCGUGAGUGGAUAAUAAUGGAAAACUUCACACCCAUUCUGAUAAAUAUUCUUUUUUCGCCCAAUCAAGAAUCAAGAAGGUGUUCAUUGUCCAUUCUCCGCAACCUUGCAAAGGAGAACGACGAAAGCAAGGAAAGAAUUGCUAGUGAAUACAAGGCCAUUGAGCCAAUUGUGCGCUGCCUUGCGCGUAAACCUGAAGAAAGCAAAUGUGCAUUGCAAUUGCUUUUGGAGCUAUGCAAAAGUAAUGUAGUUCGGGAUUUGGCUGGGAGGGUCCAGGGUUGUAUACUUUUGCUUGUGACAAUCUCGAAUAGUGAUGACACUGAGGCUGCAGAAUAUGCUGAGAAGAUUUUAGAGACUCUCUCAUUCCUUGAUCAGAAUGUCAUACAAAUGGCAAGAUUAAAUUAUUUUCGACCUUUAUUGCAGCAUCUUUGUUCAGAUCAGGGAAGUGCUCAAAUUGCUAUGGCCAAGGCCCUAACAGAUGCCCAGUUGAGUGAUCAGAGUAAAUUGUGUCUUUUAAAAGGUGGAGCAUUAAAUCCACUACUUAAGUUUCUCUGCCACAGUGACAUGGAGAUGAAGGUGGUGGCUAUUGAAGCUCUGCUAAACCUUUCAACCGUAGCUCAAAACGGUUUGAUGAUGAUCAAAGAAGGUGCUGUAGAACCAUUAUUUGAACUGCUCUUUUGUGAUGCUGUCUCACCUCUUCUUUGUGAAAAAGUAGCUGCCAUACUUAUGCAUCUUUCUCUGUCAAGAAUUGGGGAAGAUGCCAAUAAUGGUGGGUAUGUUCCAUUUUUGGAAUCCCAGGAGCAGAUUUUCAAACUCUUCUCUCUUGUUUCAUUGAGUGGUUCUGAGGUGCAACAGAGCAUUCUCCAUACCUUUUGUGCAAUGUGCCAGUCUCCGGUUUCUGGUUAUAAUGUCAGAACUAGGCUAAGAAAGAUCUGUGCUGUCAAAGUCCUUGUACACUUAUGUGAACUUGACAAUUGCAAAGUCAGGGCAAAUGCUGUUAAACUCUUCUAUUGCCUGACAGAAGAUGGUGAUGAUAGCACAUUCUCACAGCAUGUGAAUGAUAAAUGCAUUGGAACCUUGGUGGGGAUCAUGAAAACUUCUGAUGAAGAAGAGGAGAUUGCUGCAAUCUUAGGUAUCAUCUCCAACCUUCCCCAAGAAUCGAGGAUGUCUCUGCACCUUCAUGAAGCUGGUGCACUUCAGGCCAUCUUAGAUUGUCUAAAUGACCAUGCGUCGAAAAGGACUGAGAUUGUUGAGAAUGCCACAGCAGCCCUUUGUCGUUUCGCUCUUCCUGUGCACCCAGAAUGGCAGAAAGAGGUAGCAGAAGCCGGGGCAAUUCCUGUUUUGGUAAACCUACUUGAAUCUGGGAAUUCUUUGACUAAAAAACAUGUAGCCAUUUUGCUUAAACAGUUUUCGGAACGUUCUUCUGGCUUGAGCACACCCGUGAGGCAGGGAUGGGGUCUUGUUUGUUGUUUCUCCUCAAAUUUACCUAGGUGUCCACUCCAUUCAGGGUAUUGUACCAUAGAAUCCUCAUAUUGCCUUCUGGAGGCUAAUGCUCCCAGGCCUCUGGCAAAGGUCCUUGAGGAGCCAGAUGGAGAAGCCUGUGAAGCUUCAUUGGAUGCACUUCUGACGUUAAUCGAAGGAGAACAGCUGCAGAAUGGCUGCAAGGUUCUUGCAGAAGCUAAGGCCAUUACUCCAAUCAUAAAACUGUUGAGCUCAGACUCUUCCAGGUUACAAGAAAAAGCUUUGAGGGCCUCAGAGAAGAUAUUUAGGGUGUUGGAACUCAAGCAAAAAUAUGGGUCAUCAGCUCAGAUGCCACUAGUUGAGAUCACUCAGAAAGGGAGUGGUGAAAUGAAAUCUUUAGCUGCCAGAGUACUAUCCCAUUUGAAAUUGCUCCCUGAACAGUCUUCCUUUUUCUGAUGGACAUGAGUGAAGUGAGAGAGAUGAAGGUGAAGAUCUACUUAAUGGCCAAAUAUACAAUUAUAUACACAUCAGAGAUAUCUUAUUCUUUGUUCCUUACCAACAAAAAACUGAAUUCCAAUACUGAGAAGCCUGAACUUCCAUUUCAUUCUCACUGAUUUUAUCAGAGAGAAUUUGCAGUAAACUUGAUGAAAAGAGGCUAUCGUUAGAGAAGUUCACAUAUUUGGGCUAUUGAAUUGAUUUUGCUUACUUGGAUUUAUGCAUGAUUAGGCUUAUUGAUACGUGUACUUUUAUAUUUGAGAUGUAGAUUGAUAUUUUUGUGCUCAUAUGUUGUAUUUAAUUUGUAACUUUUUAUUUGAGAAAUAAAAUUCUUCGUUCCUAUCAAA